UACUAAUAAGCUAGAAUGACAGGGAACUGUAAUCUGGUCACUCUUCUUGGGGAAUUGUUGGUACUAACCAUCUUCCAUAAUCAGGUUAUUGUUGCUACCAACCGCGGCGAGGGUAUUCCGCCGGUAGGACUGUUCACUUUCGGAGACUCCUACUUUGACGCUGGAAACAAAUUGUUUCUCACCGAAAACCAAAAUCCUCCCCAAAGCAAAUGGCCGUAUGGAAAAUCCCGAGAUGACCCUAAUGCUGAAUUCAUGGGCAUUACGAAAGAGAUCCCACCAGCGUUUAAACCUGGCGUUGAUAUUUCACGUGGAGCCAGUUUUGCCGUCGCCGAUGCUUCUAUUCUUCCCGGAACAUUCAUGACACUAACUCAGCAAGUGGAUAAAUUUAGAAGUAUGAAAUCAAACUGGACGGACGAUUUCAUUGGAAAGUCACUGUUUAUGAUUUACAUUGGUACAGAAGUUUACUUCAACUUUACCAAGAGCAAACCCAAUGCAGACGCCUCUGCUCAGCAAGCUUUUGUCCUCUCCACUAUUAAUCAAUUGAAGAACGACAUCAACUUCCUAUACUCUUUAAAAGCGAUUAAAUUUGCCAAUAUAAGACAGGCAGCGAGUGUCACGAGCCGCUCAACAAUCUGGCCAAACAACACAAUGAGAAGAUUGGUCCAAUGUUGA
Molecule: messenger RNA, 672 nt
Organism: Camelina sativa (false flax)
Lineage: Eukaryota; Viridiplantae; Streptophyta; Magnoliopsida; Brassicales; Brassicaceae
Source: RefSeq, a predicted model, not a curated record